Chroicocephalus ridibundus (black-headed gull) is the source of this 1298-nucleotide messenger RNA. It is a transcript of the gene DGUOK, whose product is annotated as deoxyguanosine kinase. The transcript is spliced from 7 exons. The record is from RefSeq and is a predicted model, not a curated record. Gene Ontology annotation, cellular component: cytoplasm. Bases 37 to 828 code for a protein of 263 amino acids. Gene Ontology annotation, biological process: nucleobase-containing compound metabolic process. Gene Ontology annotation, molecular function: deoxyguanosine kinase activity; ATP binding. Lineage: Eukaryota; Metazoa; Chordata; Aves; Charadriiformes; Laridae.
GGCAGCGCGCGCCGCUCGUUACCAUGUCAUUAGCAUAUGACGCGGGAAGGCGGAAGCGGCGGCGGGAUGGGGCGGUGCGGGGCUGCCCUGCGCCUGGCCCUGGAGGGGAACAUCGCCGUGGGCAAAUCGACCUUCCUGAAGCUGCUGGGGGCCACCUUCCCCCAGUGGCACUUGGUGACCGAACCCGUGGCCCAGUGGCGCAAGGUGCCGGCCGGCGGUGGCUCGGCGGAGGUGGCCGUGGGCUCCACCAACCUCCUCCAGAUGAUGUACCAGGAGCCGGCCCGAUGGUCCUACACCUUCCAGACCUUCUCCUGCAUCAGCCGCCUGAAGGCCAUGCUGCAGCCGCCCCCCGCGACCCCCCACCCCGUGCGGGUCUUCGAGCGCUCCCCCUACAGCGACCGGUACGUCUUUGCCAAGAACCUCUUUGAGGCCGGGCACCUGCAGCCGCUGGAGUGGGCCAUUUACCAGGACUGGCACGGCUUCCUCCUGCGGCAGCUGGGCCCCCGCGCCGCCCUCCACGGCUUCCUCUACCUGCGGGCCACGCCGCAGACGUGCCUGGAGCGGCUGCGGCGGAGGGCGCGGAGCGAGGAGGGGGGGAUCCGGCUGGGGUACCUGCAGCAGCUCCAUGCCCAGCACGAGCGCUGGCUGGUGGAGAAGACCACGGAGGUCCACUUUGCAGACGUGAAGCACGCUCCCGUCCUGGUGCUGGAUGUGGACAAGGACUUUGAGCACGACGCGGCCGUGCAGGGCGUCCUCAUGGCACAGGUGGAGGCUUUUGCGACGGCGCUGCGAGCCGAAGCGCUGCCAUCGCACCCCAACCCUCGCUGAGCGGCGGCGGCGGCAGCACCGUCCCUGCCCACCGGUACCCGGAGCCGGGACAGGCGCAUCAACCCCCGUCAGCUCCGGCCGAAAAUCCUGACGCUGAGGACAAGGGACACGUCCCGGUCCCCAACCGUCCCCCUCGGCCCUUUUAUUUUGGGCGAGGGGUGUGUUGAAGGCGCUGACGGCGCGGGAUGCUUUUAAGGGGAACGAGCGGAGGCGCAGCCGUGGGAUGAGCUUGGGGACGGCGUGACGCGCUCCCCGCGCGCUGGGGGGACCCGGUCCCUACCGUCGCCCCCUCCCCAUCUCUGGGCUCCCCAACCCGGGGCGCCGGAGCCGGGGAUGCUCCGUAAGGUGGAUUUAUUGCUCUGGUUAAAUUCCAACGGCAAAUCGUCGUGUUUAAGUUACACCAACCCCCGUAUUUUAUUAUUUAUGUAGAUGUAUUUUUUUCCCUUAAAUUAAAACCCAAGCGAUGUCGA